AAAGCAUUGUUGAAUUGAAUUGAAAUAUCUUUUUAUCUAUGCUUUGAAUUUUCAAAAUUAGGUUAUACAUCGCUAAGAAAAAUUUUGUUUUUACAGUAAUGUGUCAGAUAUACGAAGCGUAUUGCUUCAGGACACAUCUUCGCGUACUUUAAACAUUCCAUAAUUUGUGGACAAAAUGUCUAAUAGUGGGUCAGCGUCCGUGAUUGGAUGGACCUGCGAAGAUGCAAAAUGUUGCUUCAGCAAUGAAGGAUUCGAUGCAGAAAGUAUUCGAUUGCUCUGUGAUGAAAACAAAAUCGAUGGGAAAUGUUUGCUCGCCUUAAAUGAAGGUGAUUUUACCAUAGAACCUAUAUCCAAAUUAAAUCUCCAUGAUCGAAAAUGUUUGUACAUUUUAUGCAAGUGUCUCCAAAGAGAAAACCAAGGAAGUCUUCUAGAAUUAGGUCUAGUGGAAAGUCCAGCGACUAGUAUAUUAGGGCAUCACCAAUAUCAUAAAUUAGAAAGUGAAUAUGGUGAUUUGGAUCAAAACUCCCCGCCAAUGUCAGAAGCUGAUCGACCUAGGUUUCCUCCUGAGAAAAUCAAAGCCAUGUUAAGUUUUUGUUAUGUUGUUGUUGUUACUUGGAUUACUGCUUUUGUUAUGGUUAUUGUACAUGACAGAGUACCUGAUAUGGACAAAUAUCCUCCUCUUCCAGAUAUAUUUUUAGAUAAUGUGCCUCAUAUUCCAUGGGCAUUUGAUAUGUGUGAGAUUACAGGGACUUUUCUUUUUACAAUUUGGCUACUUGUUCUACUGUUUCAUAAGCAUAGGUUUAUUUUGAUGAGACGAAUAUUUGCGCUUUCUGGAACAGUGUUCCUUCUGCGUUGUGUAACAAUGCUAAUAACUUCCUUAAGUGUUCCUGGCGCUCAUUUACAAUGCCAACCUAGGACUUACUCUAAAACGUCGUCUUCCUUAUUUGAUGAUGUAGCAAAAAAGCUCCAACAAGCAUAUGUCAUAUGGAGAGGUGCCGGUAUGUCUAUUCGAGGGGUUCGCACCUGUGGAGACUAUAUGUUCAGUGGGCACACUGUCGCAUUAACAAUGUUGAAUUUUUUUAUUACUGAGUAUACUCCAAGAUAUCUUUACUCCCUCCACACACUUUCAUGGCUAAUGAAUAUGUUUGGAAUUUUUUUUAUACUUGCCGCUCAUGAACACUACUCAAUAGACAUCUUUGUAGCAUUUUAUAUCACAAGUAGACUAUUUUUAUAUUACCAUACAUUAGCAAAUAACCAGGCCUUAAUGCACAGAGAUGUGAUAAGAACUAGAAUUUGGUUUCCUCUAUUCUCAUAUUUUGAAUCUAGCGUGGAAGGAAUUGUUCCAAAUGAAUAUGAGACUCCUGCUCAGAUUGCAAGUAAUCUCUGCUGCUUUUCGAAAGGCGUUUUAUGUGAUUUCCUGAAGAUUUUUGUUACUUCCAAUAAAAAAAGUACAAACGCGGAAAGUAUUAGUAAUAAUAUUCAUCAAACCAAAAAAAUUAAGUGACAUAAAAUUGUAGGGAAGGUAAUACUGACCAUAUUGUAGGUUACUGAAAUUCAUCUGCCCAAAAAACUGAGACCAAUUUAUUCCCUUUUAAAUGUUAAAAGAACUGAAUUUUUAUUUAAUGGAUGAAUCCAAUAACUCACAUACACAAUCAGGUGACUAAAAUUUUGUGCACAUUAAGAAACUUAUAGUUUGUCUAGACUGAUUUUAUAAAAAGUUCAUAUUUUUGAUUAUUUAUUUUCAUCUUGGCAUUAACCGAAAACAGUUAAAUAAACUAUUGUAAUAUAUUAUGUUUUAAUAAAGCAAGUCCUUUUUGUUGACCGUAAUUUCACAUCCAUGUAAAGGAAUAUAAAAUCAAACUUAGAUUAUUUCGCGGUGUUUGAACUUGAUUUGUUGUUUCCCUUUG
This is a messenger RNA of Cylas formicarius (sweet potato weevil), 1907 nucleotides long. Its product is annotated as ceramide phosphoethanolamine synthase-like. Gene Ontology annotation, biological process: ceramide biosynthetic process. Gene Ontology annotation, molecular function: ceramide cholinephosphotransferase activity; sphingomyelin synthase activity. The coding region runs from base 176 to 1504 and encodes 442 amino acids. The transcript has 3 exons. NCBI's taxonomy places the organism in Eukaryota, Metazoa, Arthropoda, Insecta, Coleoptera, Brentidae. Gene Ontology annotation, cellular component: Golgi membrane; endoplasmic reticulum membrane. The record is from RefSeq and is a predicted model, not a curated record.